UGGACUAUUCCGUACCUCGGUUGAUGUCUCUCUUUAAACAUGAAACCCAUCUCACCUCAUCCUCCAUACUCUAACCACCCCUACCACCCUUAUACACAGCCACCCACCCAUCACAGGAUUACUGAAGAAUGAGCCCCUCUUAUCGCCAGGCGAUCCCCGUCUCUGUUGUCGUCGCACGCCACUCGAUAACCUCCCCUUGCCACCCGCGAUGAAGCUUCCUUCCGCCGUCAGACUUGUGGAGGUCAGUCCCCGCGACGGCCUCCAGAACAUCAACCACCAUAUCCCGACCGCGACGAAGACCGAGCUUAUCCGCAGACUGCAUGCCGCGGGGCUGAGGACGAUCGAGGUCACUUCUGUUGUCUCACCACGCGCGAUACCACAACUUGCGGACUGUAGGGCCGUCUUGAGUGAUGCCUUUGUUCAGUCUUUGUUGAAUCGGGAUGAUGCCGAUGAAGAGCGGCGGGGGACACUGCGUUUACCGGUGCUCGUCCCGAAUAGGAAGGGUUUUGAGGUCGCUGUGGAGCAGGGGGUGCGCGAGGUCGCUGUCUUCGUCAGUGCCAGCGAGGGAUUCAGCCGUGCGAACGUCAACUGCGGCAUGGAGGAGGCGCUGAAGAGAGCUCGGGAUGUUGUUGGGAGGGCUUCUGCGAAGGGUGUGGCGGUUAGAGGAUACGUAUCAUGCAUCUUCGCAGACCCCUUUGACGGCCCUACGCCACUUACAUCCGUGCUACACUGCGUCCGCGAGUUGUUAACGAUGGGCUGCUACGAAGUGAGCCUAGGCGAUACCCUCGGCGUCGGCACCCCAGAGCAAGUCCGUUCGCUCAUCACAUACCUCGUUGAACACGACAUCCCCACCUCGCGGUUGGCGGGCCACUUCCACGAUACCUACCACACUGGCGCGAUGAACGUCUGGGAGGCGUACCGUUGCGGGCUGCGCGUGUUCGAUAGCAGCGUUGCCGGGCUGGGUGGAUGUCCGUAUGCGCCUGGGUCGAAGGGAAAUGUCGCGACGGAGACGCUGGUGGAUAUGUUUCAUGCUGCGGGGGUGGAGACUGGUGUCGAUGUGGCUCGACUGCGCGAGACGGGGAAGUGGAUUGCGGCGCGCGUUUCUGCGUCUGCGUCUGCGUCUGAAGCGUCGAUGGGGAUGUCCCGUGUGCAGUCGAGAAAGGAUAGAGAGGAUAGUAAUGUGCGAUCUGAGGGGAUUUUGCAGUUCGAUGGCGAGGGAGGCUUGUCUAUGGCGGCUCAUAUGGGGCGGGAGGUCGAUUGGAUGUGUGUUCUUAAGACGAUGCUUGGACGGUAGAUAUACAUAGAGUUAAGAGUCACAUUUGCAUAGCGUUGAAUUAUUAAUUGGAUG
Molecule: messenger RNA, 1348 nt
Organism: Aspergillus candidus
Lineage: Eukaryota; Fungi; Ascomycota; Eurotiomycetes; Eurotiales; Aspergillaceae
Product: hydroxymethylglutaryl-CoA lyase
Exons: 2
Coding region: 209-1294 (361 amino acids)
Biological process (GO): L-leucine catabolic process; ketone body biosynthetic process
Molecular function (GO): hydroxymethylglutaryl-CoA lyase activity
Source: RefSeq, a predicted model, not a curated record